AUGCCUGAAGAAGGUGAAGCUCAAAAGAAGUGGAAGGUAGACUCGACACUGGAAUGCCUCAACUGCAACGAGAUAAUCACGGUCGGGUUUGGUGGCACUCACAGUCUCAAAGAGCACCAACGCUCGAAACGAUGUCGUGAGGAAGUGAGGAAGCGUAAGGAGGCGGAGGAGCCCUCAAAGCCCAAGGGUAUCACCUUGUUCAGCCUAGGUGUCAAGAAAGUGGCUGGGUCAGUCAUGAAGAGGAAGAGCACGACAAAGACGGCAUCGGCAGUGGACCCACCGAAAGCACCUACUCCCUCUACAUCAUCCUCUCCUACACCCUCAGCCUCUACUUCCGUCCCGGCGCCGACCAAUCCACCAUGCCCUGAGGCCCUUGCGCUGAUACAACGUCUGCGGGCGGCACGGAGGGGGCUACCUGCCACUGUUGAGGAGGUGUCUCAGGAGACGACUACAAUCGACGGCCCUCAGGGGCUUGCUGCCGUGGUGUGCUGUCGCAACGCCCUCGCUGCCCUUCCAGAGGCGGAGGUGUGGGAGAAUCUGGAUCCCAUGCUCAACAAGAUAAUGGGCGGCGAUAGCAAGCAAGAUGACUUACAGGCGUUAGUGAGGAUAGGCCCUCUCGGGCUUGACGGCUUCAUCGAGUUCUUGGAGUUUGUGGUCAUUCAGCGAGGGAUCAAGGGCGGGCUACUGGAAGGGAAGUUGACACGAUUCAUCAGCGCGAUGGAGGCAUUGCCAGGCUACUCUGCAGUAUCUGGUCCGAGCGUUUGCGCGGCGGCUCCCUUGGUCGUCGACCUCACUCGCGAUGACGAGGAGAUGUUGAUCCCUGCUGCAGCUCCUCGCUGCCCUGUCCCUGUUGUCGCACUCCCUCCACCGCUCCGGCCACGACUACCGUGCAGCGGCUACACGCUGGCCAUCCCCGAUUCGAAGACAGCCGCCUCCGGGUAUCCGCUUGGACUUCACGACGAAUAUGACCUACCUUGGUCCGUCCGAUUUUGGAAGAAUACUAUCUGCCUCCAUGCCGACGAGUGCAUUGGGCUCACAGACGAUGGUGAGACAUGCGCGUGCUGCAACGCGCUCCCGGGGAAUAUGCGACUGCAAGGCAUCAUGGAAAGAAUGAGCACCGGCGUACACAAGAACGCGCCGCACGCUUACCGGUCGUUUGGCGAGCUUCGUGAGGUUGUUCGUCAGAAGACGGUCCAGCUGGACCACAUGCGUGUCGGGAGGAUGAAUGCGAGGCGCCGUUUGGCGAGAAAACUUACGGCGCUGGCGGACUUCAAGAAAUUCAUCAUGGCUGCAGCCAAGGGAGAGGUAAACCGCCUGGACGCACUGCUACGUGUGUGCAUGAAGAGACGAAUGUCACCGAAGGCGAUGUUAGCGUUACUGGACAAGGCUCUUUGCAAGGUUUACAAGCCGAAGUCCUUCACGGAGGCCGAGAAGCUUCGAGGCCUGGUCAUGCUACGAUUAGGAGGAGCUCGAGUUGCGGACAUUGCCCACCGAUCGUCAGACUCACCGGCCGUCAGCACUCUACGCCAUCACUCAUGCACCCGUCCCAUCCAAAUAUCACCAAGGACGCCCACGCAAGAGGAAAUCCGCGCAAAUAUCCAGGCAUCAGUUCCCGACGUCAACAAUUCCCCCAACAAGGAGACUCACCUAGGGAAGGGUUCACGAAUAUCGUUGAUAGAUGCGGUGGAUGCGGUGGACGUCGCGGGAGACGGCUAUAGCAUUAUGGUCGAUGAGAUAAAGACGGAGCUGAGGGUGAGGUGGGACGAGCAAACGAACAUGAUUGUGGGCGUUGGGAGGGAAGACGCGGACAAGUUAGAACUGGAGUUCAGCUCUAUAGCCGAGGUGGAAGCCCUGUGGGAGGCGGUGAGAACGGAACAUAUUCAUUUAGCGUCGGAGGCCACUGUUGCCGCGAUUGGCCAUAUCCCGAGUUCGCCGCAUAGUCGCAUGUCCGCGUGUCCGAUUCUCGUGUCAGGGACAUGCAAGCGGGAAGACGCGGUGACGCAUUCUCGGCUUCUGCAAACCAUAAUAGAUGCAUGCCGCGCCGAGUCCGUCAAGCUGGCGGGACGUUUGUACAGUUUGGCAUCUGACGGGGAAACCCGCCGUGGUGCAGCACUGGUGAUGCUCACUAUGAAGAAAAAGCUAACUGCCGAAUCCAACAUUUAUCGAUACGUUGGGCUUCUGAAACUCAUGAAUUCCUGGGUCGGCGACGAUGACAUCACUGCCGACAAAGAUUGGAAGCACGUCUUCAAGCGGCUUCGCAACCUUCUCCUCCGGCUUCUUGGCGUCCAUAUCUUUGGUGUUUCUAUCUCGACUCAGAGUCUCCGCGAGCACCUCACCUCUACUAAGACAUGCACUGAAACACAGGCCGACGCUUACACGGAUCCCAAUGACAAACAAGACGUACCACUCGCCUUCAAUUUUCUCAAGCGCGUGUGGGAAAUUCCCCCUCCUUCCGACAACGAUGAGCCAACUGUGUACGUCUCUCGGGUUGCUAUCCGAAGGUUCGGUCUAUUUCUCAGGUACCUUCUCGCGCCGUACAUCACGCCGACUAUGUCCCUUCAUGAGCAACUUGUCUCUCUGAGUGCUGCCGCUCACCUCGCCCUCUUGAUGUACGUUGACGCAGGUCCGGGCAACGAUUUCAUGCCAAAGACCCUGUACCAAGACAUCCAGAUCAUGAUCAAGAACGUCUACUAUUCGGUGGCAAAGGCAAAGGUUGACAAACCCGGAGGCAAUUUCUACAUUAUAUCCCUUGGUACCGAUCGCCUGGAGCAGCUAUUUGGGAUCUAUCGGACAAUGAUCGGGAGCGACGCCAACGUAGACAUCCUCCAAUUGGCUCUUCGCAUUGCGAAUGUAGCCGAGGUGGGGAAGAUCAUGGUCAAAUAUCCCGAAUGGGAUGUAUGUCCGCGCCGCCUCAAGACGCCGUCACUCAAUGCUUCCGCGGAACUUUCUUCAAAGAUUGAUCAUCUCAACCCAGCGUCGUGGCUCGGCGACACCUCCUUGGCUCCAGUCCAGCCCCUGACGGCGUGGAAUGAAGGUCGUCGUCUCAUUGAACAGGAGUUCAGUGACCUUGGGGCAGUGGCAUGCUUUGAGCGUGUCGAGGCAACACCAGACGCGGAUAUGAUGUUUCCGUGGGGUAACUCCCGCAUUCCCACUGAGGUGCCUGUCCCCGAGUCUCCAGAGGAAGAGAACAGCGAUGAGAAACCCACCGACCAGCCCACGCUUAUCCCCGCUCCGUCCAUGGACCUUGACUUGGAGGAGUAUGUCAGCGAGAACCUCCCUCCUGCUACAACUGCGUCAGCCGCCAAGGUCAACCCUCACAUCCUUGUCGAAGGCAAGCCAGUUUUCAAACCGGCUGUCUUAUGCCUCUUCUUCCAAACUCUCAACUCCUCUGGUUCCACCGACCGACUCAAGCGCGUGGCCGGUCUCACGCGCUUCCCUAUUCCCGAGAAGGAUAUCAUCUCCACGACCUCAGCGCUUGGCGAUGAACGCCUCGUAGUCAACGACCCGGCGUUUACGGUCGUCCGAUGCAACGGCCGCAUUUUCUUGGCAUUAAUGCAGGUGAACCUCAUUAUGUUUAGGUCUAAAUCUGUUGGUUCGAUUGCAGAGCGCAAGCUUCAUGAAGACAGCGUUGAGCUCAAGGGUCAGCUAAUGAUCCUCCGCGAGCACUCUACACCAAUCGCCUUGGAUGACAACGCCGACAAUGACGACGAGAACAGCGAGCUUUACGACUGGCGCUGGUCUGGCGCCCUCGACAAGAACUUCAAGACUUUGGGCCGGUUUGCCCAGAUUGUCGAUGCCACGGUCUCAACGGCAGUUAUUGGCCAGCCAACGUAUUUCUUCCGGACCCCCGAGCUCUCUGCUAUUGCUGCCUCACUCUACGCUCAGGUCAUUCCCGACGACCGCCAGCUCCUUCCGUCGAUCCCCCAGACAGAUACAUUCCCGUACCGGGUGGCCUCAGGUCGAGCAGCAUUUCUAUGCGAAACCGAGAGCGCUGACACCCAACUCGAACGCGACGGCAACUGCUGCCCUCGCUGCGGGCCGCGGCACCCCUGGAACCGCAAGUCGGGUCCUCGCGUGCUCGAGCAUGUCGGCGCCCAUAUACUAUUUGACCCCUCGCUCGACAAGACCGCCGAGCUCUGUGGCAUGUGUGGGAACAACGUGACAUUGUCUGGCUGCGUUUUUUUCCUCCGCAAGCCCAAGGGAUCCGGCACCUCAAUUCAAGUCCACCAUAAACGCUCGCGCUGCACAAACUACGUCAAGUUUUCGUACCAGCCUGCGAAUGUUUCGGUUGCAUGCCCGCUCUGCCCCGACGACAAACCGGCUGUAUGGAAAUACAGCAUCGAAGCCCAUAUCCGGCUCCAUCACAACUUGAACACCCCGUCCGCGCGCGACCUCAUCAAUUCGUGCGUCCUCACAGUCUCCGAGAACGCCGGCAUGUUGGGAAAGUGGACUACUCGCUACAAGCAUACGCGGCUAUCGAAGAAGUCGAAGCCGUCGCAGCUUCUCGUGUCCGACGCCCACUCUGCUGCGGCAGCUACGAGUUACGAUGAUGAUGACGUCGACACGUCCUCAGUGAACCGGUCAGGCGGCGAGGACGACGACACCAGUACUGACACCGACAUCGACACUGAACCCGGUGCGAACGUCAACGAUAUUCCCAACGACGACGGCUAUCAAUUGCUGUGCGACGACGAGGAGAACGCGGCUGGACCCUCGGGGUCCGGUGACCAUAACGAUGGAGACGACGAGAACAUUUUCACACUGGAGGGGCGCCCGACGCGAUCAGGUCGCAUUCGCCGAGCGCGCGACAUGAGCGAUAUCCAUGCAUGCUAUUGCAUGGAUACCGUCAUGCAGGCGGAGAUCGACGCUAAUAUUGCUGUCAGGUGUACUGGACGCGGAUUACCAUAUGAGAUGUGUGACGAUCAUCGGCUCUAUAUCAAAAUGGCGUUGCGAGGCUUGUCAGGAGAGCAGCCGCAGGCCUUCUAA
Molecule: messenger RNA, 4986 nt
Organism: Coniophora puteana RWD-64-598 SS2
Lineage: Eukaryota; Fungi; Basidiomycota; Agaricomycetes; Boletales; Coniophoraceae
Exons: 9
Coding region: 1-4986 (1661 amino acids)
Source: RefSeq, a predicted model, not a curated record